This is a messenger RNA of Cinara cedri, 8492 nucleotides long. Lineage: Eukaryota; Metazoa; Arthropoda; Insecta; Hemiptera; Aphididae. The record is from the annotation of a GenBank genome assembly.
GAAAAAAAAAAUCAUUUAUAAUUUUAUUACUUUCUACGAAUACAUUAUUAGUGUUUUAUUAUUAUUAUUAUUAUUAUAUACACUGCGAGUAGUUUAUCUGCUGAGAAUUCUGUCCCAGUUUUGCUCGGUUCAAGUAUUUUGCGGAUUAUUCCCUUUCUCUUCAGAACAAGUUUCGAAUCAUGAACGCCGCCGCACAGUCAGCUGCAGGUAAAACGUAGUUGCUUGUAUUACUUUUCCGACCACCUUGGUAUCGGUGGUUGUUUUAAUGUCCAUCGACUUUGUUACGUGUAUGUGUAAUUCAAAAUAAUCAAUUAACACCCAUAUUGUUUUCUUCAUGUCAACAACAGCUUUGAUGCACAAUGGGUUAUCGGAGGAUAAAUCAAGAAAACUUCAAAUGCAGUUGAUGAUGGAGAAGUUGCGCAGCAAAGCGCUCCAAUCGCAAUACAAACCAUUGACAGAUUCUAUUAAAAACAUCAAAUUAGCUCUGCUGGUGAGUUAAUUACUACCCAUUAAAUUACAGCCUAACAUUCUAUGUAUGGUUUAAAAGCACAGUUCAUUUUUCAUUCUUACAAAAUCCUAUCUCCUUUUUUUCUUUUGUGUAAUAUAAAUGUAGAAGUCUACCAUAAAAUAAGUUAAUAGUGUAUUUGUAAUGACUAAUGAAUGUAAUGUUUGCGAUAACGGGUCCGCAAUUAUUAAAUGUAAGCAAUAUUCCUUAUACUCUUAUCUGAAAUAGAGUAUGACGGAACCUAUAAUUUGUUUGCUAUAGACAAUUCAAAGACAAGUAUACUAUAAAUAUAAUCAAAUAUUAUCAUUAGACACCUAGAUUAUAAUGAGUAAAUUUUACUUUUAAAUGUUUUAAUAACAUUUUUCUUAUUCAAAGACCAUUAAUAUAAUUAAUAUAUAAUAAUCCUUGAAUUUCCAUAUUAUGGGAAAUAUUCAGCCAUUAAAUUCAAUUAUCAUUAUUGUUUUUGAGGAAAAAGAAACAUUUGCUUAUUUACAAGGUACUUUUCAGACUACCUACCUGAUUAAUUAUUUACUUAGUUGCUUAUUGCUGUUAGCUGUCUUGUCUAGUUCCUCUCCAUAAUUCAGAUCUAUUGUUAAUUUAUUCCUGAGUUUUUCAUAUUAAAGCUAUAUCAUGCACUGUGGUACCUCCUCUAACUUGUUAUCCCCAUAAAUAUAUGAGAUGAGACAAACUACCUAAAUCUUGUACUUAUCUUAGAAUUCCUUAUACUGUUUGACAAAAUUUUACAUCGGCUAUCGACCCAUUUGUUACCUCUUAUGACAGAGGUACUGUGAUAGUAUUCUAAUACUCUUCCCAAAACUAACGUAUUGCGGACACUUAUUUAAGAUAAGCAACUGUUGUAAAUAAAUGUGAAAUCAAUAUAUAUUCAUAUAAGUAAAUUUUGUUUAAAACCAUUUAAAACCAUUAAUCAUUUCAAAUCAUUAAUUAUUUUGAGCAGGAAUCAGUUAAAUAUUUUUCAAUGAAUUUAAAUUAACAUUUUAUUAAUUUGCAACUACAAAUUAAAUCAAAACUAUUUGUGUUUUAAAAUAAUUUUAUCAUAAAUUUGAACUUAAUUCAUUAAGUUCUGGAUGCCAAUAAAAAUAAGUAUAUUUUUAAUAUUCAUUGUCCACAUAAUAUCAAAACUUGAAUGUCUAGAAAAUGAUAAUUUAAAUAGUUAGUAUAAAUUUCAGAUCUUUAUAAUUAUUUUCCACCAAGUUUACAAUAAAAAACACUAUUGUUUAAAACAGAAACUGUUGUUUCAUAAAUAUUUUUUUCCGAAUAACACAAAUUAUUAAGGAAAAUCAAAUAAUGGCCUCUUCAAUACACCAAUUAGACAUAAUUGACUACCAGAAAAAAUCCUUGAAGUUAAUAAUUGAAAUAAGACUUGUGAUCAAAACCUUGUUAAAAAAAAAAGAGCAACACAUUAUAUUAAAACUAAUACAUUUUUCACUUAGUACAAAAUGACAUGCUUUAUAAAUUAAUAAAUUGAUAUUGUUUUACAAUUUACAGUGACAAGCAAUUAAAUUAUAUAAUUUAAUCACUUGGCUCAAUUUAAGUAUUUAGUAAAUUAACAAAAUUAUAUUUAAAUAAUAAGGCAUAUUAAUAAAAAUGUUUAUAUAGACUAAAUGUUUAUUUUUUUAUUUUUAUGAAAUAUUUGUAUAUAUUUAAUUUAUAUUUAGGAGAAACGUAUAAAUGUUGAUCCGAAUGAAAAAUGCCUAGUUCAAAAAUCUCUCGAUCUAUUACAACAAAAUAUUAAAGUGACAACAUUACAAACAAUGAUUGAACGUUUAGAUAGUGUCAGCAGACAUUUAGGGUAACUAUAAUUGCUUGUUAUGUUUUGUAAUUUAAAAUAAUUAGGUAUUUAUAAAUUUAAUUUUUCUAGCCUCAAGUUUACUGUCGGACCUUCUGGUAAAGAUAUAUUUGUGUCAUCAGAUAUGUUUUACUUGGAAAUUAUUUUAGAAGAAAAUGGGGGAGUGAAAGAUGUGAAAAUUCAUCAUGAUGGAAAAUCAGAACAAGUAAAAUUAUUUACAUUAAAUAUUAAAAAAUUGUUUUAUCGAAUUAUUUAUUGAAGGAUUUUCUUUUUCUUUUAGCAUAAAGUUAUGUUUAAGAAAGGAAAAUACAAUGCAUUUAAAAAAAAAAAAAUCAUCUUUGAUUUCUAAGUAUAUUGAUGCGAGUGAGAACAAAGAAUCUGAUGAGAACAUAUAUUAUUAGAGUAUUCAUUACAAUAUUACUUUUAUUUCAUCUUAGAAUAUUUUAAAUAAUGACCAAAAAUAUUAUUUUAUUUUUGAUAGUUAACUGUACCAUACAAUUUUUUUUAUUCUGUAAUGAUAAUAGUUCGAACACCAGUCAAAACUAAGUUUUUCUAAAAACAAAAUACAUAGGUUAAAUUCUAGGGUUAACUAGAAGGUUAACUUAAGUUAGUUACCUUAAGUAAUGCUACUUAGUUAUAAUAGAAAACAUUUGUUUUUUUUUAAUUUUCCCUGAAAAUAGAGUCUAUUGCUCGGUAUUGUGUUUCUUAUACAAUAUAAUAUGUAUUAUUAUUUUUUUUUCCUGCUAAUUAUGAACAAAAUUUAGAGAGGUUCCCUCUGGACUCAUGAGCUCAAACUCAUGAAUCAUAGUUGUAUUAAAAGUGGAUUGUAGAUAUAAUCGUUGAAUUUCACUAAAUUGUCGAGAAAGAAGUGUAUUUUUUUUUAGCUUUCAACACCCCUACAAACCAUCUAAUUUAAACCAGAGGAAUAACAUUUUUUCUGUCAUUGUUUACUUAGCAAAAACUCAAGUCAUUUUUAACAGAUGUUACAAAAACUGUAGCAGGGAAAAUCAAAAAAUGACAUACUCAGUGCACUAACCCAACUAAAAAUGCUACAAGAAAAUUCAAGAUUUUUAGUAGGAAUAGUUGUUUACAAACAAAAAAAUAAAAAACAAAUUAACAUGUUUUUGCUUGGUAGCCAACGAUAUGCACACUGUCAGUAUUAAGGAUAUGUAUUUAAGAGUUCUAACUUUCAAUUUUCAUCAUUCUUGUGUUAAAAUUGUACACUUUUGGAACCAUAGUAUAGUAAGUUGUACUAUAUAAUUAUUUGUUAUAGUAUUCGGUUAUUUAUUUUUUCUAUCAUACAAAAGAGGGGAGGGAGAAAGACAUUUUUCUCUAGUGACAAAGUUCUAUUGUUAACGAGUUUUUUUGUAAAGGUUAAAAAACAAAUGUUUUCAGCUAUGACUUAUUUAAUUUUAUUUUUAUUAGUAAAACCAAGUUUUGAUUGGCAAUAGCCAAUAGAUUUUAACAGUAAUAUAAAAUAUUGUAAUUUUAGCAUUGAUAGGUUUUAUAAUUAAAUUAAAACUUUUUAUGGAACACUAUUAAAUACUUUAUAAUGAGGUAUACAAAUAUUUAUUUCAAUUUUUAUUCUAUUGAAAGUAGUUCUGUAUAAUUUCUUAAUUAUUUUUGCCAAUUAGAUAAAUUAUAUUAUUCUAUAUGUGAAUAUUUGUAUGUUUUACUUAAAUAUUGUUAAUAAAUUUUGUUUUAGAGCUGUGCUGAUUUAAUAAAAAGUCUCACCAAAUGUGAUUUUGCUGAUUUUACAUCUCAACUUGAGGGCUUAGCAUCUAUUUAUCAACUGAACGCCGAUAAAAUUGUCAAAUGUCGUGCUUUUAAUGCUCUUCAAACUCUGGAAACAGAUUUAGAAAUGUUUGCCCAAGUUCAUUAUACUUAUCACAAAGAUUUAAUAUCAAUGGUACAUAAAACACCAUUGGGGGUAGUUAAACCUAGAAGAGGAGGUACACAAAAUUAAUUCAUAUCAGAAAUUAUCAAAACAAAGAAAUUCAAUUUUUAACAUUAAUUAUAAAUUUUUUUUUUCUUUAGGUCACCCAAUGAAAUUAAUUUUUUUUGUUUCCCCAUAUGAUUUGUUGGAUGUAGAAAAUAAUACUAUGAUGAAUUUAGACAAGGAAAGUCUUGAUGUUGGUUGUUUUGCCACAGUGUGUAUUGAAGCAGCUACUACAACAAAUGUUCAAUCUACUUCAUUAUUGAGUGCUACCCGUAGUGCAAAUGGAAUAAAGUAACUUUGAUUAUGUUUUUAUAAUUUAUAUAUCAUUUAAUUAAACAUUUUUUUUCAGUUCACCAAUAUUUGUGCCAUUUACUGUUCAGAACAGUAUUACUCUUCCCGCAGUAUUUGUUUUGAGAUUAAAUGAACCAAUGCCAAUUUGUCUCCAAUUAGCCGAAAAUAUAAAAUCUGUGAUUGAAAUGGAUUUAGAAAUGUCAUCACCUAGAUCUUUACUCCGGAUGAUUAUUGAACCGAGUUCUCAACCUCUCAGUGUUGUAAGUUAUAUACAAUUUUAUUGCAUAAAUAAUGUUGAGUUAUUUAUCUUACCGUUAUAAUAUUUUAUUUUUAUUUUUAGACAUUACCAGAUCAGCAACAUUGCUAUUUUUUAACAGAUUCCAACCUAAAGGGUGUAUUUAUACAAAACAUAAAAUUUACACAUCCAUCUCAAGUUACUAGAGUUAUUGCCUAUCUUCGACAACAAGCAUUGUUUAAUUGUUUGAUUCGUUCAUGUGUGCGUCCUGAAUGUCAACAAGGUAAGCUGGAGCAAUAAUUAAAAAUUAUUAACACAUUUAUUGAAAGUGUAUUGGUUUACAGAAAUCAUUAACACCAUUGUAUUUGAAAUUGCUGCGUAUGAAGAAAUGUCUUGGCAACAUUUAGUUGUGUCGUUCGAACAUCCAAUUGAAGAAAGUUUGGCAACAGCUGAAUUUGAUCUUUCCGAUAUAUCUAGAUUGCAGUGUCAGGUAUAUACUUCAUCAUCAGAAACAAAUGGAGAAUCAGUUUUAACUUCCCCUGAAUUUGCUAGUAAAGUACUGCAAAGGUCAGUGCAUAUUAUAGAGUUACAAUUUUAGACCGAUAUUUAUGUUUUGAAAUAUUAUUUCAGAUGUUUCUCAAUUCCGAUUACAAUGAGAAGUCUUAUUCAAACGUGGGAACGAGAAAAUCAACAAAGCCUUGAAACUAACAUUAAAAACAAUUUGUCUGGAACUGGAGGACCGACCAAUUUAGGAGAUAACUCUGAUUUAAAUCAACACUUUUCUGACCCUACAGCUGGUCCAGAUUUUUCAUCUGAUCUAGAUGUUAAACUUGAACCAUUAGAUGGAGCUAGUUCUCUUGAUUGUUUUCCGGCUUCUAUGAUUCAAAGGGAUUUAGAUCAAUAUAUUUCUGAUCCCUCAUUUUUGCCUGAUAUAGAUUUUAAUCAAUUUCCAAUGGAUGUUGAUCAAGAAGAAUCAAAAGAGCAGUCGUCUUUUAGGGAUGCCAGCCUUCAAGAAGAUCCUCCUGAUCCAAAAAAUUCACCUACUAAAACCGAAGAACUUUUAAGCAUACUAGCCGAUGAUAAUGGAAAAGGUGAAGAUGACAAACCACCUCCAGAUACAGGUCAAGUAGCUAUUGAGUCGUCCAGUGAUGAUUCGGUUGAAAAAAGUAGUUCCACAAUUUCUGGAGAAUUUGAUGCUAUUAAUGAAGAUGUUGAACAAUCUAACCAAUCACUAUUUGAAAUGGAUGAUGAUGGUCCAGAUCUUCAUGACCUUAAUGAUGUAAAAGAGUUCAUUAAAAUGACCGCCAAAGAUGUGGCACUAGUUUCAAUGAAGGAUGAAGAAAAAAAAGAAAUUUCAUCAGAUAAACUUCAUCAGUCUCCAUCUGUGAGCAUUACGGCUGUUGACUUAAGCUCUAUUCCUUCUCCACAGUUAUUGCCACAAGUGACUGUUGACAGAAGGCCUAAUAUUGAAGUUAUACCCAUACCGAUUGUACCCAGCUCAAUUACUAUAACUCCUAUUUCUGCAAAGACUAUAGCUGAAGAGAAAUCUAAAAAAAGCAAAAAGGAUGUUGAUGGAAAAGUAGAAAAGAAAAGAAAAAGAAAACUGGAUAAUGAAACCAAUGUGCCUGAAAAAAUUAAAAAACACUCUGGGUCUCUUAAAAUGUCAGAUUCCAGUCGAUCAUCAUCACCUAGUGAUUAUGCUUCAAAUCAGUUACCUUCAAGUACUAUGAUGAUGAAGUUAGGGACUGUUCAAAAAUUAAAACAAAGCACAUCACCUACUUUAUGUAUAAGUAGUGUACCAGUACCUAAUUCUAAUAAGUAUGCAGUUACUUCACCCAAGUCAAACUCUGGCAAGCCAAGUUUGUCUGCAUUAAAGAUGUCUGUGCACAGUCCUAAAAGUGAGUCUAAACAAAAAAGUAAAGAAUUAUCUAAAGAUAAGGAGAAACGUGGUUAUGCUUCUAGUAAUUCUUCCUUAAGUCAAAGCCCAAAAAGCUCCAAAACAAGUUCUAAAAAGAGUGAUAUUGAAGAACUUAGUACACCUUCUGUUCCACCAGAAUCAAAUAAAGCUCAAAUGAAAUGCCGCAAAUUAAGUGCUGUGAUAGACCGUUUGCAUUCCAAGGACAAAUCUGCUCAACAUUACUCUGUCGAUACGGAAUCAAUUAAAAACAAAGAAUCGACUCCAAAAGUGUUUGAUAAAGGAGUAGCAUUGACGACAAAUAUAAAUAUGAAAAAUCCUGAGUCUUAUCAGGUGAAACAUAGUUCUGAUGGUAUGAAGAUAACAAUUAAUAAAACAAGAACAAAGGAAUCGAAACAAAAAAGUUCAUUGGCUAGUUCACCUAAACCAGGUCAAAAAUCUGGAAAUUCAAGUGGUUUAAACAGUAAAAAAACUGCAUAUUCAGUUCCGAAACCAGGUCCAAGUUCUUCUCAAUCAAAACAAUCAUUUAGUGUACCAAAGACUAAAUCAAAUUUAACUGUUACCAAAGUAAAAUCUGGAUCGGGCAAAAUGCGCAAUGAGAAAUCUCUUUUUGCUAGGAAUGAGAUGAGAAAAUCUAGUCCAACAUCAAAAGAUGAAGAACCUCUAAAACUAGUAAACCCCGUUGAAAGCAUUAUAAAACAUAAAUUAGAUACAAGUAAAUUUCAAAUUCCGAAACUGUCUGCUAGAGUAAAUGUGGAUGAAAAGAGAUGUGCUGAAACAAAGACUGAUACAUCAAAGCCAAUGGAUUUAGCCAAAAAGAGUGACCCAGAUAAAAAGUACAGUCAGAAUGAUUAUAUUUGUCAGAAGAAAAGUACUACGGAGCGAUUGAAUUCAUUACCUGGUAUUACAGUUACUACUGUCGAAGAAAGACUUAAACCAAAAGAAUCAGCACUAAGUAGCCUAAAAAUUGAUUUGCCUUUAAUAUCUUUUCAUAAUCCAAAAGCAGAGGCAUCAGUUGAAAUGUCCGAGUGUAAAGAUUAUUCACAGAAAAAAGAAGAAAUGCCAAAUAAUUCUAUGUAUCAACAGAAACCUGUUGUUCCUGUUACAACAUAUGCUACAACACCUUCUGUUUCAGUACAUAUCCUUAAAUCUCCAGUACCUUCUCCUUUAUUAGUACCUUCACCACAUUCCGCAUCUCCUUCCAUUACAGACGAAGAGCUUAUUGACGAUGCGUUUGUGCGUGUUGGCAAAUGAUCAUCAGUUAUACAAAAGCUUGUUAGCUUUUGUAUUCAUAAACAUAACCGAUUUCCAAUAUGUUAAUUUUUGUAUUAUGUAAAUAGUGUAUUAUUAUGUUUUUCUGUGUUUAUUCUCUGAACACUAACUAUAAUUUGUUAUAUUAUUAUCUAAAUAUUUUUUUUAAGAUCAUGAGCAAAGCAUAACGGUUUAUUAUAUUAUUUUAUUGAUUUAUUUUUAAUUUCUAACAUAUAAUUUAUACCAAUUAUAAUUGGUAUUCAUUGAAUCCAUUGUUUUUUAUUUAUUCAUAAAACUUAAAACAAAUAUCAACUAAAUGUAUUUUUUAGAAAUUUGUGAUAAUUAAUAUAAUGUUAUUUCAAUUUAGGAAAAUAAGUGAUUAAAUGUUUUAUAUUUUGAUCUCAAAUAUUUCUAGAGAACAAAUAUAAUUGACAUAAAAUUUAAAAUGCUUGUAUAUUAACUAAAUAAAUUAUAUUACCAUUUGUUAUAUUUUUAAAUUGUUUUAGUUAAAUAGAUAAUACCUAAUUAAAUAUAGUCAACAAAUUUCCC